AUGGCAACCCCAUCGCAGCCCCAGGACAUAACGGCGCCCAUAACACCAGCCCGCUUCGCCGCGGCGCUCAAGGACCUCUCGGCGGCCUCGCUCCACCUAAAAGUCCUCGAGAUCCGCAACAGCCUAGCGCACCUGGCGCACUCGAACGCGCAGCUGCGGCCCUUCGCCGAGGGGACCGUCGCCGCGCCCGGCGGGGUCCCCGGCGAGCCGGACGCCGACUGCGCCGACGCGAUCCGCGAGAACGAGGCCGUCAUCGCGCGCAUGCGCGUCCGCGUCGAGCUCGUCCGCGCGGAGGUCGAGGCCCGCGGGCUCAGCUGGCGCGAGUUCGAGGCCAAGGACGAGCUCGAGGACGACGAGCCCGGUGUCGCUGCCCCUACCCCCGCUCCUACUACGUCUGAGGUGCCCGCGGCGUCAUCGGCGGCGCCGCUUGCGAAUGGCGUGAAUGGCCAUGCUGAGGACGGUGCGGGAUCGGGCGCGAACGGCGCGGCGCCGUCGAGGGGUAACCCCUGGGAGGACGGCACGUUCCAGACGGGCGUCAUCAGGAACGGCGAGAUACACAUGGACGCUAUACCGAACAGGCAGGGAAGCAGCGCCGCGCCGCGACAGACAAACGGCCGCGGCGGCGGGAGGCUGACGGAUGAGGAGCUCCGUCGCAGGCUAGAGGAGCGGCUUGCCGAAGACAACGAUGACGAGGAUGGAGGCUUGCACCUGUGA
Molecule: messenger RNA, 714 nt
Organism: Diaporthe citri
Lineage: Eukaryota; Fungi; Ascomycota; Sordariomycetes; Diaporthales; Diaporthaceae
Exons: 1
Coding region: 1-714 (237 amino acids)
Biological process (GO): proteasome regulatory particle assembly
Molecular function (GO): protein-macromolecule adaptor activity
Source: RefSeq, a predicted model, not a curated record